Dama dama (fallow deer) is the source of this 5138-nucleotide messenger RNA. It is a transcript of the gene STN1, whose product is annotated as STN1 subunit of CST complex. The record is from RefSeq and is a predicted model, not a curated record. Gene Ontology annotation, molecular function: single-stranded telomeric DNA binding. Lineage: Eukaryota; Metazoa; Chordata; Mammalia; Artiodactyla; Cervidae. Gene Ontology annotation, biological process: double-strand break repair via homologous recombination; DNA replication; telomere capping. The transcript has 11 exons. Gene Ontology annotation, cellular component: site of double-strand break; CST complex; DNA replication factor A complex. Bases 261 to 1364 code for a protein of 367 amino acids.
GUGUCGGGCCCAACCCCCCACUCCUAAUCAGGGAGCACCGGAGGUGAUUUCGGCCUAGUGCUUCUGUUCCGGGCGGGGUUGGCGGCGCCGCCUCCAGGCUUUGGGCGCCCGCGGCCUCAAAGCGCCGGAAGGGCCGGGCCUGCGCGCUCCGAGGACCUGUGGGCCGACUGCGCGGGUGCUGCGGGAGGGGCCGCGACUGGAUCUCGGUUCUAGAUGCUGAGCUUUUCAGGGCUGGCUGGAAGCUACAGCCCAGUCUCCAGAUGCAGUCUAAAUCCAGACAGUGUGAAGACGAAACUCCUUCCCUCUUCUGGGGUUUGGAUCCUGUGUUUCUGGCCUUUGCAAAACUCUACAUCAGGGAUAUCCUGGACUUGAAGGAGUCUGGCCAGGUACCAGGUGUAUUUUUUUACAAUGGGCAUCCGAUAAAACAGGUGGAUAUCUUGGGAACUGUAAUUGGAGUGAGAGAAAAAGAUGCAUUCUACAGUUAUGGAGUGGAUGAUAGCACUGGAGUUAUAAACUGCAUCUGCUGGAAAAGGCUGAAUAAUACCAAAUCCUCAUCAGCUACAGCCGCUCCAAGUGCAAGAGAGCUGAGCUUAACCUCUCAGCUUAAGAAGCUGCAAGAGACCAUUGCACAGAGAGCAAAGUUGGAAAUUGGGGACAUUAUCCGGGUCAGAGGCCACAUCCGCAUUUUCAGAGGAGAGCGAGAGAUUCAUGCCACGACUUAUUAUAAAGUGGAUGACCCAGUAUGCAACCUUCAGAUCGCGAGGAUGCUGGAGCUGCCUGCCAUCUACAGGAAAGUGUAUGACCAGCGCUUCCACAGUCCUGCCCUAAAGGAAGAAGAGGCACUGAGCAGCAAUCCUGGCACCCUGGACCUUGACAGUCUCACGUGUCUGCUGAGUGAAAAGGCCAAAGAGUUCCUUGUGGAGAACAGAGUGCAGACCUUUUACCAGCAGGAGUUGGAAACUGUGGAGUCCCUUCUGUCCCUUGCCAACCAGCCUGUGAUUCACAGCGCCUGCUGUGGGCAAAUGGGUUUUAAGAAUGACACCACUUCCAGAGCAAUUCACAGUAUAUUUAGGAAUGCUGUAAAGCUGCUGCAGGAAAAAGGACUCGUUUUCCAGAAAGAUGGUGGUUUUGAUAACCUAUUCUAUACUCUCUUUUCCUGUUUAGGUAACGAGAGAAAACAAAGAAUUGCACAGAAAGAUCCACCGGAUCAUUCAAGAGGAAUGCCAGAAACCAAAUCAGGUGUGGACAGCGGUGGAUGGCUGUUGUUGCACCUUCUCCCAUUGCUGUGCCUGCCUUACCCAACAGAAAAGAAAGACUUAAGACAUUCAAAAUCAACUGCAUAUAUGGGGAAAAUUAGAAAGUGACCUCACAUACCCAGGAAAAGGCACAGACUCAGAAAUAGACCUGAGAAGACCUUAGGUUUCCAUCUCAGGCUAUUCUUGGCUCAGAGACAGCCUACAACAACCAAAAAAAUUAGAAACAAUAACAAAAAAACAGCUAACACCAGGAAAGGGGAAGAAUCUAAUCUCCAGAAUUACCACAUUAUUAGAUUCAAGUGUCCAGUUUUCAACUAAAAGUGAAAGAUAUACAGAGAGACAGGAAACUAUGACCCAUUCAAAAGAGGCAAUGGGGGGAGCAACAGAAACUAUCCCUGAAAAAGACCUGAUGGCUUAUCUAUUACACAGAGGCUUUAAAACAGCUGUCUUAAAGAUGCUCAUGAAAAUGAUGGGUGAAUAAAAUGGAAAAUAUUGAUCAAGAGAAAAACUAAAAAGAAAUCCUGACAAGGACAAAAACUGAAAGGCAACAUUUGCUAGUGAUUCAAAGGCAGAUUUGAACAGGAAGAAGAAUCAACAGGGCUCUGAAGGAAAAUGAACAGAACCUAAGAGACCCGUGGGACAUCAUCAAAUGGACCAACAUACAUGUUAUGGGAGUCUCAGAAGAAGAGAGCAGGGGCAGUUAUACUGAUACUAAUAUCAGACAAAAUAGCCUUUAAAUCAAAAUGUUACAAGAAACAAAGAAGGAUAUUAUAUAUUAAUAAAAGGCUUGAUAAGAAGACAUAGCAAUUUUAAAUGUUAUGUGCCUCAUGACUGACCAUCAGAAUAUUACAUGAAGCAAAAACUGACAGAAUUGAGAGGAGAAAUGAAUAGUUCUACGAUAAUAGUUGGAGAUGUCAGUACUCCACUCUCAAUAGUGGAUAGAAAAACUGGACAGAAGAUAAGGAAACAGAGGCCUUAAAUAACACAAUAAGUCAGCCAGAUCUCACCUGUGCACACAACAGACUACCUGACAACAGCAUACGUGUUCUUCUCACAUAUACACGGGACCUUUUCCAGGACAGAACGUGUUAGACUGUCAGUAAUUCUCAAUAGAUUUUAAAAGAUAGAUAUCAUACCAAUUAUCUUCUCUCUGACCAGUAUCUUUCGAAGUUAGAAGACAAUAACAGAAGUAAAGCUGAAAAAUUUACAAAUUAGUGAGAAUUAAAUAACACAUUCUUAACCAAUUGACCAAAGAAGAAAUCACAUGGGAAAUUAGAAAAUACUUAGAGAUGAAUGAAAACUAGAAGACAACAUACCAAAGCUUAUGGGACACAGCAAAAGCUGGAUAUAAAGGGGAACUUUAUAGCUAAGAACACUUACAUGGGUUUACAAUUUAAGGAACUAAAAAAGAAGAACAAAGUAGCUCAAAGCUAAUAGAAGGAAGGAAACAAUAAAAAUUAGAGCACAGAUAAAUGAAAUAGAGAGUAGAAAAACAAUAGAGAAAAUCAAGGAAACCAAAAAUUGCUUCUUUGAAAAGAUCAUCAAAAUUGCUAAACAUUUAGCUGGGUGGACUAAGAAAAAAGAGAAAAAAGUCAGAUUACUAAACUCAGAAAUGAAAAUGAGGACAUUAAUACUGAUUCUACAGAAAUAAAAAGGAUUAUGAAAAAGUACUAUAAACAACUGUAUGCCAACAAAUUGUAUAACCAGAUGAAAUGGACAAAUUCCUAGAAACACAGAGCCUACCAAGACUAAAUCAUGAAGACAUGGAAAAUCUGAGUAGAGCUACAGUAAGGAGAUUGAAUCAGUAAUAAAUAAUCUCCCAACAAAGAAAAGUUUGGACCUAAUGGUUUCACCAGUGAAUUGUAAAUAUUUAAAGAACUAACGCCAGUCCUUUUCUGCCUGUGACUAGAAGAUCCCUCUAUGAAUAGCCUUGCUAGACAACCCUCAGAUGGCAGAAUGGCCUUUGUGAAGAAGUCCUUUAAGACCUCUGGGGCAGUCAGCACUGCUGAACAUACAUGCCUAUAAGUCACUUUGAGCCCUGAGCCUGAGCACCCAGGUCUUAUAAAAACUAAGAUUACAAGCCGAGCAGUGCUGGAAUUCCCAGUGUUCCCUCUCUGCUGUGUGCAAACCCAUUUCUGCUUGGUGUCCUCUACCCACCAUCAUCAACUCUUCCUCUUGGGAAAAGUUGAAGCUUCUUUAGAGCACGGACUAGGUUUUGUGCAUCUUCUUAGGUUAUGAAUAUAACGAUAAGUAAAUUCUCCAAGGAUGAAGCACCCACCGUGAGUUUCCUUUCACCAACACAACCAGAGGUGAAACAGGUGCUUUUCUUCCCAUUUAAUACAUGAGGAUGCGGGAUGAGAACCAUGGACCACUUUGCCCCGGUCAUAGAGCCAGCACUUGAAUUUGGGUCCUUUGGACUCCAGGGUCUGCUCUCCGUCUGCCCUCUGUACCUGUUCCCACUUGUUUAGUGUUGCACAUGUAUUAAUAGUAGGUGUUCAGGAAAUUUUGUUUGAACAAAUGUUGAAGAAACAGCUUGGAAAUGUGGAGACCAAUGGAGUUUCCCAGCAGUAACUCCGGUUGGCAGGAAUAAUGAGUUGAGUAGCCACUAGAGGUCAGAAUUAACAAGUCUUUGUUAGCCCACUACCUGUGAUCUGCCGUGACCCUUACAGCUGGGAAGGACCUGAGAGGUGCCCCCACCUCCGGUCCCACUCCCUUUUGGUCAGAAAACCAGGCUUGAAGAUGCAGUGACUUGCCCAAAGCCACAACCAUGUUUUGCCCAUCGCCACAACGACUGAGUGACUGAACUGAACUGAACUGAACAGCCCCUCCAGGACUUUGCUGGAGCCUAAAGCAUUCUGUCAUCUGAAAACAAUGUUCAGUGACUGUGCAGAGCACUGGUGGGCCAAGUGCUGGGCAUAUGUCAGUGAGAGACCUGACUGUGCUGAAAACUGGGGAGGGUUGGUUUCCAGGAAUAAGGUUUGACUUUGACUCAAUGUUACAAAUAAGUUUUAUGUCAUGACCCAGUAAAUUAUAUCAUUUUAUUAUAAAUUUUACUUCAACUAUAUAUAUAUAUACAUAUAUAAUUGAAUAUAAAUUAAUAUCCUACCUUAAUAUUUAUCCUACCUAAAAUGCAGUACAUUCUGUAAUCUCAUAUUCUGGUCUGCUUCAGUCUGUUUGGUAAGAAAAGAAUGCUAAUCACAACCCACUAAAUUGAUUUCAUGAUCCUCUCUGGUGGUCAUAACUUCAGUAUGAAUACCACUAUUACAGAAUGAUUGAUUUCUAUUAGGAAAGCAGUCACUCACCCUGAACUGUUACAGAUGGUCCCAUUUGUCCUGGUAGAGGGUGAGAAGUUCCUUGAACACAGCCACCACAGACAGACUGGAAGCCUAGGCAGAGAGGAGUGCGAAGAGGCCAAAGGUCACCAUCGCAGUCCCAUGGUCCAGGAUUUGUGGAAGGAAUAAGGAGACUGCUGCAGGCUGGCUCUGCUGUCCACCUCAGGAGGGCUCCCACCUGGGAAGCUAGGGGGUUAGCGCUGAAUAUGUGCACCUGUACAUGAGACUUCAUGAGAGAAAAAGAUGAUCAAGCGCUAAAACCCCAUGGGGUUAUGAGUAUAAAAUUACUGAUUGGGAAUCCUGGAAGGCUGAAGGCCUGUGUCCCCAAUCAGUGGUCCCUGGCGCACACCUGAGAACAGGUGAUUUAGUUUGUUGUUGUCAGUAAGGUAGGCCAGUGCAUCUCCUGCUUUAAUGUGCAUAGGAAUCAUCGGGGCGCGUUGGGAGGUCUUAUGAAGCUGCGGGUUCUGAUCCAGGAAAUAUAGAGAAGGACUUCUAUGUAGAGGAAAGGACAGCAGGGAGAGAGGAGGGUCUGACAGGUGUGUCCAAGCUU